GCCAGCAGGGGCGCUAGCGGUCCCUCUCCGGCUCAUUGUUUGGGUCUCAGUGUAGCUCUGCUCUGCCGGCAGAGAGAGGGACGGGUUGGUGGAAAAUGGCGGACGGUGUGGAUCACAUCGAUAUCUACGCCGACGUAGAGGAGGAAUUCAAUCAGGAAGCCGACUACCCGGUCCACGACCAGAUCGAUCUGUAUGAUGAUGUAAUAUCUCCAUCAGCCAACAAUGGAGAUGCUCCGGAGGACCGCGACUAUCUGGACACACUGCCUACACAGGGUGGCUCAGAGGGAGGGAAGAGUUCCCAACCCAACGUGGUGUACACCUACACAGGCAAAAGGAUUGCCCUGUACAUAGGAAACCUAACAUGGUGGACGACUGACGAGGACCUGACAGAAGCUAUCCGGUCGGUCGGCAUCACAGAUGUGCUGGAGAUCAAGUUCUUUGAAAACAGAGCCAAUGGCCAGUCAAAAGGGUUUGCACUGGUGUGUGUGGGCUCAGAGUCAUCUUCCAGGAAGUUGAUGGAGCUGCUGUCGAAGAGGGAGCUCCAUGGUCAGAAUCCCAUCGUCACGCCGUGCAACAAACAGUCCCUCAGCCAGUUUGAGAUGCAGUCACGCAAAACGUUAUCCCCUCAUUUCCAAGGUGCCCAGUCAGGCCAGAUGUCCGGGGAAGGCAAAGCCGGCCCCCCUGGCGGUGGCCUUCGUGGAGGAGGUUUCCCCAUGGGUCGAGGCAGAGGCAGAUUCCCCGGACCACCGGGACCUGGAGGCGACCGCUUCCCUUGUCCACCCGGACCCGGAGGACCACCUCCACAUUUCCCUGGCUCGGGAAUGAGACCAGACCUGAUUAGGCACCAAGAUGGCCCUCUGAUGGAUAUGAGUUUCAAUCCCUUCCCGCCGGGGGGCAGGAACGGGAACUGGCGUGGCAGAGGUGGGAUGCAAGGUCCACCACGUCCCCCUCCUGGUCCACUCGGACCCCCUGGUCCACUCGGACCUCCACCUCCUGGCCAGGGUCUCCCCCCUCUCCACCCUGGUCCUCCAAAUCGUGGUGACAGGCUUCCUCCCCCUGUUCUCUUCCCUGGUCAGUUUGGCCAGCCUCCCAUGGGCCCCCUGCCCCCAGGCCCCCCACCUCCAGGUUACGGUCCUCCUCCUGGUCCCCCACCGCCUCAACAGGGCCCACCUCCCCCGGGACCCUUCCCUCUGCGCCCCCCAGGCCCCCUUGGGCCCCCAAUGUCUUUGGCUCCACCUCCACACAUGCCAGGUCCUCCACCAGGUGGACCACCACCAGCACCCCAUGUCAACCCUGCAUUCUUCCCCCCACCUGGCAACAACAACAACAUGCCCCCCAACGACAACCGAGGCCCCCCCGGACCAAACGACCUAUACGGACGCCCGCCACCAUAUGACAGAGGGGACUACGGUCCUGGAGGCCGGGAAAUGGAGGUGUCCCGGACCCCACUGAGCGAGGCAGAGUUUGAGGAGAUCAUGAACAGGAACAGAGCCAUCUCCUCCAGCGCAAUUUCUCGAGCAGUGUCUGACGCCAGUGCAGCUGACUAUGGCAGUGCCAUAGAGACCUUGGUGACAGCCAUCAGUCUGAUUAAACAGUCCAAAGUGUCGGCGGACGACCGCUGUAAGGUCCUGAUCAGUUCCCUGCAGGACUGUCUCCACGGCAUUGAGUCAAAAAGCUACGGUUCUGCCUCUAGUCCAAUGAUGCUUCUCAAUGCCAGACGAGAACGUUCCAGGGAACGGGACCAUAGCCGCUCCAGAGAAAAGAGCCGGCGUCACAAGUCUCGCAGCCGCGAUAGGCAUGAAGACUAUUACAGAGAACGCAGCCGGGAGCGCGACCGCCAUCGUGAGCGGGACAGGGACCGAGACCGCGAGAGAGAGCGCGAAAGGGAGUACCGACACCGCUAGACGAUAAGAAAGCUAACGAGGAUCAUGGAUGGAUGGAAGGAAAAGGAGGAAGGAUUUCAUUGCGCCACCACCUCCCCGCUCUGCAUGACCGGACAGGAUCAAAGCACCACCUCCUCCUCCAUCUCUCCUGUCCACCAUACUUCUCUCUUGUCUGUUCAUUUUGUCUGCCUGAAUAAGAGCAGUGGAUGGAAGACCCUGACCUGUGUAAGGCUAUGUUAUCCAAACAUCUAUACUCAUGUUAACUAAAGAUGAAAGAAAAGAAACUUUCCAGACAGUUCUUUUAUUUUUAUGAUGUUUUAUUUGACAAGAAAAUGACUGUGUGAUGCUUUUUUUUGUUGCGAAGAAACGAUAAAAUGGCCCACCGAUUCCUUUCUAGAAGACACAAACAUCACAUCCCGUUUGCUUUUUAUUUUCCAUUGGCUCGCUGUACUGUGUACAUUCAGUUUAGAGAUCAGUUUUUAUAGGGUACAUAUUUGGUGUGUUCUCCCCACCCCCUCCUCAUUCUCAUUUAUUCUUUUUGUUGUUAGAAUGUUUGUAAAUGUCUGCUUUUGAUUAAAAACUAGAUGGUGUUGUAAUAAAAAAUGUUUACUGAUGUA
Messenger RNA from Gymnodraco acuticeps, 2500 nucleotides. RefSeq names its product cleavage and polyadenylation specific factor 6 (gene cpsf6). The record is from RefSeq and is a predicted model, not a curated record. The transcript is spliced from 11 exons. Gene Ontology annotation, cellular component: mRNA cleavage and polyadenylation specificity factor complex. Gene Ontology annotation, biological process: mRNA alternative polyadenylation. NCBI's taxonomy places the organism in Eukaryota, Metazoa, Chordata, Actinopteri, Perciformes, Bathydraconidae. Gene Ontology annotation, molecular function: mRNA binding. The coding region runs from base 96 to 1904 and encodes 602 amino acids.